This is a messenger RNA of Colletotrichum costaricense, 729 nucleotides long. Its product is annotated as cellulose-growth-specific protein. The record is from RefSeq and is a predicted model, not a curated record. The coding region runs from base 1 to 729 and encodes 242 amino acids. The transcript is spliced from 6 exons. NCBI's taxonomy places the organism in Eukaryota, Fungi, Ascomycota, Sordariomycetes, Glomerellales, Glomerellaceae.
AUGAAGGCCUUCAUCGCAAUCCUUACGACGUUUGUCGCCCUGAGCGAACUCGUCUCUGCCCACUACCGCUUCACGAGCCUCGUGGUCGGGGGCGUCAACACAGGGGAAUACGUCCAUGUCAGGCGCAACACAAACUACAACAGCCCCGUCACAGACGUCCUCAGCAAAGACAUCGUCUGCAAUGCUGGCGGCCUCUCCUCCGGCCCGGCGACGCAGAUCGCCACCGUCGCGGCCGGUUCGACCGUCGGUUUCGCAAUGGACCAAGCAAUCUACCACGACGGGCCUGUCAUCGUCUGGCUCUCGCCCGCCGCGGGGUCCAACGUCACGACCUACGACGGCAGCGGUCCCUGGGCAAAGAUCUGGGAGCUAGGCGCGCAGACAGGCAACGGGCAGAUCAAGUUCCCCGCCUCGAACCAGGCGGGCUUCAACUUUCAAAUCCCCUCAUGCACACCCCCGGGAGAGUACCUCCUCCGCAUCGAGCAGAUUGGACUACACUCCGCCAGUGCCAAGGCCGGAGCCCAGUUCUACAUCUCGUGCGCCCAGAUCAAGGUGACGGGAUCAGGGAGCGGCACUUCGUUCUCGCCUACUGUCAGAUUUCCGGGCGCAUACACUGGCGACGAGCCCGGUAUCUUGAUCAACAUCUACUACCCUGUGGGUUUCCGCGGUUUCCACGGCGCGGGCAGCGUGCGUGGCUGGUUGGCUGGCCGUGCCGCUUUGUAUAGUCUGUAA